Paramecium tetraurelia is the source of this 1485-nucleotide messenger RNA. RefSeq lists its product as uncharacterized. NCBI's taxonomy places the organism in Eukaryota, Ciliophora, Oligohymenophorea, Peniculida, Parameciidae. Gene Ontology annotation, cellular component: nucleus; cytoplasm. Gene Ontology annotation, biological process: peptidyl-serine phosphorylation; protein autophosphorylation; intracellular signal transduction. Gene Ontology annotation, molecular function: calcium ion binding; calcium/calmodulin-dependent protein kinase activity; ATP binding. The record is from RefSeq and is a predicted model, not a curated record. The transcript is spliced from 3 exons.
AUGGGUUCUUGUUCCUCAUAAGAAAUGAAAAAAACAAUGAAAGCCAAAUUGCAAGAGGCAAAAUAAAAACAAUCUUAGACAACAACUCCAAACAGGUCGACAACUUAGCCAUUAGUUGUAAGACCAAACACAAGAUGCAAUACUCAGAAUAUCCCUUAGACUGUAGUUGAGUAAGGUUUGACAUCAAUAAGUCUUCAAAAUAUAAAUUAAACACUAGUUUAUAGAAGCACUAACUUCUCAACUUAUUAUAGUUUGUUGAGAAAAGAGGAUAAAGAUUUUCCAUUUACUACCAUCCAGCAUAACAAUACAGGAAUAGUUAGGAUCAUCAAAUCAUACAAACUUACAGAUGAAAAAUAUGUUGCUUCCUUACUCAAUUAUUAACUUCAUCAUCCUAAUCUAAUUCAAUUAUAUGAAAUAUAUGAAGAACAAUAAAAGUAUCAUGUGGCCGAGGAGAAUAGCAAAGAGAUAGUAAUUCUGAAUUCAAAAAUGUUCAUUACUGAACAAGAUGUUGCAUUCGUAUUUAACCAAAUAGUAGAAGCAAUUGACUAUAUCCAUCACUAAUAACUCACUCAUGGCCAUCUAACCAUAGAUUCAUUUGCCCUUUUUGGAGAUAAAUACAUAAAAUUAUAUAAUUUGUUCCACCUGUUUAUGAAAAAGAAACCGUCUUUUGAAGAAUCACAUUAUUUGCCUCCAGAAUAUUUUGAAAAUCAACAGUAUACAGAAGAAAGAGAUAUUUGGUCUUUGGGAAUAAUCCUUUACUAAUUACUUUAUCAUACUUCUCCUUAUGAGUCCAAAUCAUUUAAUAAAUUAAGAGUAGAAAUCUUAAUUUCAGAGAUGUAAUUUGAAUAAUCAAUCUCCAAUGAGGCUAUCUCAUUAUUGUAAUAAUUACUAGAUAAAAAUCCAAAAAAAAGAAUUAAAUUAAAGGAUAUAACAAAACAUCCAUGGUUACUAAAAUAAGAGGUUUAAUCGAGAGAAGAACAAGUUAGAGAAACCUUGCUUAGAUUAUAAAAAUCUAAAAAGUUAAAUAUGUUAUAAGCUUACAUCUUGAAGUUUAUAAUUAAUAAUUAUCCUCCAGAUAAGCUUCGUGAUAUUUAUUCUGUCUUCAGAUCUUUAGAUCUUGAUAAUGAUGGAUUUUUUAGUCUCUCUGAACUUUUGGCCUCAUACACAGAUUUUGUAUAAGAUGACGAUAAAACCAAAUCAGUUUGUGUGAAUAUAUUUAAAAAAGUAGAUAUGGAUAAAGAUAGCAAAAUCACCUUUGCUGAAUUCAUACUCUAUGCCAUCAAACGUAAGACUCUGAUUCAAGAAGAAGUCUUGGAUACUAGCUUUAAAUUAUUGAAAAAUAAAAAAAAUUUUAUUACUGCCGAGAGUUUGGCUACUUAGUUUUCUUUGGAAAAGGAAUACUUUAUGGAAAUUCUAAUGGAAUUAAAUCAAAAAGACUAUUUAACUUAUAGGAAUUUCAAGGAACUCAUGGCAGAUAUCGUCUGA